AUGAUUUACGCAUCCCACACCGUUGGCCGAGAAGUUCAGGUCGAGAUCGAGCUUUGGCUUGAUUAUAUCUGCCCCUACAGCCGUAAGCUCUUUGAUUGUGUCUAUUCGCAGGUCAUUCCAGAGGUCGAGGCGCAGUACCCCGGCCGAGUGUCGUGGACGUUCAACCACCAGGUGCAGCCGUGGCAUCCUCAGGGAGCCAUUCUCCACGAGUACGCUAUUGCAGUUGGUAUUGAGAGCCCCGAGAGAUUUUGGCAAUUCAGCAAGGCGCUUUUCGACGAGAGCCCGCGGUUCUACGACGAGGCAGUGGUUGACAAGAGCCGCAACGACCUUUUGAGUGCACUCGGCGAAAUUGCCGGCAGAGUCUGCAUUGAUCACUCCAGAAUUCUCCAGAGCGUCAAUAUUAUGCCUGGAACCCCAGCUAAUAGAGGUCCGCUUACCAUUGCCCACCUCAAGCACUAUGUUAAGCUCGGCCGCCAAAACGGGAUUCACGUCAGCCCCACGGCAGUAACUAACGGGCUUGUUGAUAGCUCAAUCAGCUCGAGCUGGACAACAAGGGAAUGGGUUACCCACAUCGAGGGGCUUUUGGAUAAUUAA
Messenger RNA from Wickerhamiella sorbophila, 594 nucleotides. RefSeq lists its product as hypothetical. The record is from RefSeq and is a predicted model, not a curated record. NCBI's taxonomy places the organism in Eukaryota, Fungi, Ascomycota, Dipodascomycetes, Dipodascales, Trichomonascaceae. The transcript has a single exon. Bases 1 to 594 code for a protein of 197 amino acids.